Messenger RNA from Thermochaetoides thermophila DSM 1495, 561 nucleotides. RefSeq lists its product as uncharacterized. Lineage: Eukaryota; Fungi; Ascomycota; Sordariomycetes; Sordariales; Chaetomiaceae. The transcript is spliced from 6 exons. The record is from RefSeq and is a predicted model, not a curated record. The coding region runs from base 1 to 561 and encodes 186 amino acids.
AUGGAGUCCCAAGAAGCAGCAACUCAUGAAGAAAUAUGGGAUGACUCAAUGCUCAUUGAGUCAUGGAACCAGGCAUUAGAGGAGUAUAAGAAAUACCAUAGUAUUCAUGCGAGGGGCUCAUUGGAGGACCUUGAAGUACUUGAAUGCUCAGCCCGGCCAAAAGCUAAAGCUGAGAGGAGCAACUAUAAAACUUCUGACCAGGAAAAAGUAGGCGAAGAAUGGAAGGAAAAAGGCGAAGGCCAGCUCGACGAAGAUGAACCGAUGGACGAAGAGGGAGUAGGCGACAGCCACGAUGAUGAAACACAACAGCCAGCAGCCUCACAUCCGGUCAUUCCGGAUGCUCAGGGCUCCGCUGCAGAUAAGAAGGAGGACGGACCUCAAGUUUCUGGAUCCACCGCGGCCGCUGCACUUGGGCCACAAACCCUCGUUGGAACUGUUCACGAUGAUGAUCUAAAGAAGCUCUUGAUGUCGUGGUAUUACGCUGGCUAUUAUACGGGGUUAUACGAGGGGAAGCAGCAGGCUCUUCGGCAGGCCGAGCAAGCUCCCAAAGAAGCUUCUUGA